CUCGAUGCAGUGCGUAGGCGGUUGUCGUAGACGUAGCCACCACGUGCUACUUUGUCUGCAUACACAAGUCUUAAAUCACAUAUAUAAUUUCCCCACACUUACAACAAUACCAAAAAAAUAUUUUCAUUUCAAAUUCAAUCAAGAAAAACCACACCACUGAAAUAAUACAUAAAAAUAAAACGAAAACGACAUGCUCAACGUAUGCACAUAAAUAAUAUUUGUAAUUUAUUGAUUUGUUCAAUAUUUGUACAUGGCUUUGUAAAGUUCAAUUUAAGCAAAGUGGAAGUGAUUUCGGAACCAGUGGGUUAAUUUCAUAACAAAAAGAGAAAUUAUAAAUUUUCUUGCCCGGAACACAGCGUCGGUGUGCAUCAGAUGAAAAUUCAAUUAGUCUGACUGAUUUUUUUUUCGGGAUUACCUUAGUGAACAAAAUUACGUUCAGUGUUGUUCUUUUGUCACCAACAAGUGUCCCAACAAUCCGUAACUUUAUUGGUUACAGUUUGCUAGUGAGCUUCACGUUUCGUACGUGAAUCCAAUUUUAAGUUUAAGUUUAAGUUCAAAGUGCAGAAAAGUAUGAUUGCAGAAUCAAUUACGGAAUAAUAAACCUAACAGAACACGUUUUACGGACUAUGUACUUAGCCAGAAUAUUUAAGUGGAAAUAAUGGCUACAACAACAAAAACAACAAAUCAUAAUCAAAGUUUCGUAAACAAGUGUCUGGAUGGUGAUUCAUUCGACAGUUUUGCACAAAGUAGAAGAUCGACGAGGGCUGCUAGCUUGGCAUUACCGAAUAAUGCAUUCGUAGAAUUCCUAGAUGACAGCCCAGUGAAAAUUGUCAAGCACUUCAAUCUGGCACCACCAUCGGCAUCUUCAAUUAACAUAAGACGACAUUCAUCGCACCAUUGUCCGAUCAUUGAUAAAGUAUCCGAAGAACAAAAAUCUUUACAAACAGUGCCAGUGUUGCCGCAAGUACCAACAUCCCAACCUCCGCCCGUACCGAAACGCACAUUCAAACCAGCAUUUGACAAUUGUAACAACUCAAAUGAGCCGUCGCCAAAUGAGGAAGUUACACGGAGAAACUCUAAGAAGACUUUAAAGAAACAGAAAAGUCGAAAACAAUCGGAAAUCUCAUUUUCAGCUGAAUCGGAUGACGAUUUACUUAGCAAUGAAUCGGUCUUUGAAGAUUUGCCAAGGGGUGAUAUGCCGAUUUUUGAAAAUUCUAAGCCAUUUCUCAGUUCGAAUCGAUCGUCAAGCGAUUCAAACAAAUCUCAGACAACGAUUGACACCGGUUACAUAUCUUCCAAUGAGAAUGACCGCAUGUUUUUUGGUGGUUCGGACAAUUUCAGAAGUCGAUUUUCGUCAGUUGAAACCCAAUCAUCGCUUGAUAGUAACUCGGAUAUGAAAAUAUCGCCAGUAUCCAACCAACAAGUGGCCAAUCAAUAUUCAAGAAACUUUUACAAAUCGAAUGCAAUCAAUCAAGCACUACCCAAAGUUAAUGAUGGCAAUUUCCGAUCCCCACCAAUUCCAUUGCGGAAACCGAGUUCAGUCCCGAAAAUUCCACCACCGGUCAAUAUUUCAACGAGACCCAGAAAUAUUCCACCUGUUCCUCCAGUACGUUCGCAGAUAUCAUUGGAUUCAGCUAAAAUGGCUAGAAAUUCCAGCAGUCACCCUAACACCAAAAUUUCGCCGAACGGAUGCAACAAUGCUAGAAGUGUAACUAAGCCGCAAAUUCACCAUCCGAAAUUGUGCAGUCGUCAGGAUUCGAGUGUGUCAAGUGAUAGCUAUUCGAUGACUUCAAGUCCUGGUUAUAACAAUAAGAGCAUGGAGGCACCACUGUUACAGCAUGCUAGUAAAAUCAAUAAAUCUGUUAUGCGUCAUCAGGAUUCGUCAGACAGUUUUGGCAUGACCUCAAGAUACAAUUUUACGGGACGGCCUAAUGUUCGUCAGGAUUCCAAUGUGUCAAGUGAUAGUUUUAGUCAAACGUCUAGCCCUGGAUAUAAUACCAAACUCAUGGAUGCACCAUUGCUGAAUCAUGCAGCUAUUAAACUGCAAACAAAUAUCAAUAAAGUAGCAGUGGCAAAGCAACAACGGAAAGGUAUUGAAGAUAUAACAGAUGAAAUUGCUGAAAUCGUUCCCACCUCACCCAUAACAAAAAGUGCUUCGACUCCAGCGAGUCUUCAAACGAUCGUAAGGUUUCAAAACGGUUCAAAUAUGUCAUUGCAACACAAAAUUAUGAAACGACGCAAAAGUUCGAAUCCUUAUGUGACCAGAGGUCGUUUACAGUUCCGGAUGCUUCAGAUCCUGUUGAAUGCAGUCGCACUACUAGUCAUAGCCGGCGGACUUGCAGCAUAUUUCAAGGCUUACCCGACCGUUAAGUUUGUGAAUAAAACCAUUAUUGCACAGCCAGGAUAUCCAACGGAAGAAGUUAAGGAAUCAUCGAUAAUGGGACGAAAUCCCGCACCCGGUGUUUGUCUACCGAUAAUCGUCAAGUUUUGCGAAAAUGCUCCUUAUAAUUACACAGUUUUUCCAAAUUACAUUGGACACUUCGGUCAACUUGAUGCAGACGAGGAACUGGAAGCAUACGAGGCACUGGUUGAUGUAAAGUGCUACGAAUUGGUAUCACUCUUUUUAUGUUCAAUUUUUGCACCAAAAUGUGGUUCGACUGGCGCUGCUGUUGCACCAUGCAAAUCGUUAUGCAUUGAAACAACUCAUCGCUGUGGAUUUUUCUUCGAUGUUUUUGGAUUAGGACUGCCGGAUUAUUUGAAUUGUAAAAUUUUGACUGAUAGCAAUGACCCAGACGUGUGCAUUGGCUUUAAAGAGGUGCAACAAGCGAAGAUUCGAGCUCAAAGACCAACGUGCUCGGGGUUUUUGUGCGACAAAAAGAGAUGCAUUCCGUCAGAUUGGAAGUGUGAUGGCCAUGUGGACUGCCAGGACCAGUCUGAUGAAUCAGACUGUGACGCGUGUGGUGCCGGAGCUAUAUACUGCGGAGAAAAGAGAUGUAUGAGCCAAAAGCAUGUUUGUGACGGUAUAAUCGAUUGUCCGUACGGCCAAGAUGAACGAAAUUGCAUUCGUCUCAGCGAUCGUUACGGUGACAUUGGGAAGGGUACUCUUGAAGUAUACAAACCAGAUAUUAAACUCUGGGUCCCAGCUUGCAUAAAUGAUAAUUGGGACCACUCAACGUCUCCUUCGACAGUAUGCACUAUGCUCGGAUACAGUUCAGUCAACUCAAGUAAACUGAUAAUGCGAGAAACCAAACUACCGAUGUCGUACAACAAAGACACGCAAGCUAUGUGGCGAAGUUCUCAGAAGAAGCACUCGAACAUAUUGAAACAGUUCAACAGCUGCCCGGUCAACGGAAAUUAUCAAACUGUCGAUUUGACUUGUACCAAUUAUGAAUGUGGAAAGAUUCGAGCGAGAAAACAUCGCACAAGAACAAGAAUUGUGGGUGGUACAGUUUCUAGUCCAGGUGAUUGGCCAUUUAUUGCAGCUAUUCUCGGUGGACCGGAAGAAAUAUUUUACUGUGCCGGUGUUCUAAUUUCCGAUCAGUUUGUUUUAACCGCAUCACACUGCGUAGGAAAUCACACCUUACGAAAUAUCAACGAUUGGACCAUUCAAUUGGGGAUUACCAGAAGGCAUUCGCACUCAUACUAUGGUGAAAACAUGAAAGUUCGACAAGUGAUUCCUCAUCCACAGUAUAAUUCAGAGAUAAUUCAUGACAACGACAUAGCACUGUUUCAGCUGGAAUCAAGAGUGGCGUUUCACGAACAUUUACUGCCAGUUUGUUUACCACCUUCUGGAAUGAAAGAAUUGAAACCGGGAACAUCGUGUACGGUUAUCGGCUGGGGUAAAAAGGAACUCAAAAAGGGUAAGCUAUUUCCAUCGCAUUCGUCUAUGACAAUUAUUAUCACCAAUUUGUCUUUUAUUUUUUACUUAUUCCGUUCAGGGAGCGCAGCCUAUGAGCCCACAGUGAAUGAAGUGCAAGUACCAGUUCUGCACCGUGAUCUUUGCAAUGAUUGGCUAGUUCAAUUGAAUGUCACCGAAGGAAUGAUAUGUGCCGGUUACCAGGAAGGAGGAAAAGAUGCCUGUCAGGGUGACUCAGGCGGACCCCUUUUGUGCCGCGAUCCAAACGACCGAGAACGCUGGUUCGUCGGCGGUAUCGUGUCUUGGGGAGUGAAAUGUGCUCACCCUAAGCUACCGGGUGUGUAUGCCAACGUACCCAAAUACAUUCCAUGGAUACUUCAACAGAUGCAAAAGUAUUCCAACGUAAACAUUUAUGAUAAUGACAAUAAAUAAAAUUAAACUAAAAAAAAGAAAAUAAUUUUUAAGAGUCCGAAAAUGUGACAAUAAA
This is a messenger RNA of Bradysia coprophila, 4343 nucleotides long. RefSeq names its product corin serine peptidase (gene Corin). Lineage: Eukaryota; Metazoa; Arthropoda; Insecta; Diptera; Sciaridae. Gene Ontology annotation, cellular component: membrane. The record is from RefSeq and is a predicted model, not a curated record. Gene Ontology annotation, biological process: proteolysis. Gene Ontology annotation, molecular function: serine-type endopeptidase activity; protein binding.